AUGCUUUUAUCUCUUAACCUGGCAAAUUCAUCCUCAAGCAACAACCAGCUGUCGCCUUUGGCUACCCAGCGACGGUUAGUCACAUCUCAUAAUAAUGACGCCAAGGCCAUCGUGCAUUCCGCCGGCGACUUUCAAUGGCAGGCAUAUGAUGGCAACCAGAUGGCCUUCAGCGUAGUCUACUCAACGAGUCGAUUUCCCGUGGAGAUGAACGGCGAUGCCGACAUUCAGGCCCAUGACACCCUGAUGCAGAACGUCGACUAUGGCAUAGUUCUCGAGGGAGAGAUUGAUAUACUACUAGAUGCAGGCGAGGUACACUCAAUGAAAGCAGGCGACGUUGCCGUCCAGCGUGCUACCAAUCACCAGUGGCGUAACACUUCCAACACAAAAUGGGCACGGAUGAUGUUUGUGUUGCAGGACUGGGAGCCCUUGGAGAUCCAGGGUAAAAUCCUUGGAGAGGAUCUGGGCAGGGACCUAGCCUAUUUGCCACUAAGCUGCCAGUAA
Messenger RNA from Talaromyces rugulosus, 501 nucleotides. RefSeq lists its product as uncharacterized. The record is from RefSeq and is a predicted model, not a curated record. The coding region runs from base 1 to 501 and encodes 166 amino acids. The transcript is spliced from 2 exons. Lineage: Eukaryota; Fungi; Ascomycota; Eurotiomycetes; Eurotiales; Trichocomaceae.